UAGAGUACAUUUUACAUUUGAGUCAUUUUGCAGACGUUAUUAUCCUGAGCAAUAGUGCUUACAUGUUCAUACUUCUUCCCCCCAAGAAUCGAACCAACAACCUUGGCGUUAAAAGCGUCAUGCGCUUCCAACUGAGCUACACGGGACCAACUGACAGACCAUGAGAGCUUCUCAACUUCAAACAUAUAACUUUACAAAAGACUGCGAUUAUCGCCGAACUCUCCCGCGUCAUGUCAUUAAUCAAAUCAUGUUCGAUUUACGUCUCGCCAAUUUCACAAACGUAGAUGGUUGUUUCAUUGAAAGUGAAGUCAAUUGAAAGUUGAGUUAUCUAUUACGUUACUCUGUAUAUUAGUUAGUUCGCACCAGCCAGCUAAAACUGCAUGUGCCACAUGAGGAAAUUAUGCAAAUUGAAUGUGCUGUUUUACUCAGUUGGGUGAUAUUGCUGAAUAUACCCUGCCUACACGAACACGCGCAGCUACAUUGAUUAGCACAUCACCUUUUCAAUGUGAUGUCGGUGGCUAGUCCGGGACGUUGCUGGGCAACCAGACAUUUUCAAAACUAGAAUGUGUUUACCCCAACUUCCAUUUUUGGAUAGUUUGCGAAAUUGUAGAUUACACGUUUUCUGUAUCUUGCUAGUUUAUGUUACAUAAUAUCACUGGUACAUGCAACACUGUAUCGGGGUAUCUUUCUAGUCUUUUUUUUAAAUUUCGCCUUGAUUUCCUGCACCUGUGCCUAAUUUGUCCGGAAAAAAUUUGCUGGUGAGUGACUGCCGUUUGUUUACUAACGUUAGCUAAUCAACAACAUUAUUUUGUUCAUGUGUGCUGAUUGAAUACUUUUUGUUAUUGCGAACUGUUUUGUCUUGCUAGCUUGAUAAUGUUGGCCAUAUCUAGCUACUAGGUUUGCUAGUGGAAGUUAUUUUUCUGACAACGUUAGCUAAUGUUCCAGGUUUCAUUAAUUUGUGUUAAUGAUCAAAAGUGUUCUGUUUCAAAUAAUACUUCUGCAUGUGACCCAACAGCCAGAUUUUUAAAAAAUUAUUCAGUCUUUUCUGUGCACCUAGCAUUCCACCUCAUGAUGAGCCAUCUACAUGGCAGAGCCUUAACAGAGAAGCAGAAUGUCCUGCAUGUUUUUAGCAAGCACUUCAAGUCUACAGAUAAAACCUGUAGCCCAACCAACAGAUCCACUCCACACUGCUGCUCUUCAAGCCAUACCAAGAACACAGAAGCACAAAACAGCCAGACGAACAAGACUAAACGACUAAAAACACGCAAGGAGAGGAGACAGGUAAGCAGAGGAGGAUCAAAUAGCAGAUCCCACCAGCACCAAAGCAGCAAAGAGAAGGACCACUGUCAUGGUUGCUGCCAAAGCUGCUCUCGCCAUCCUCCACGGAGAGAUGCGCCAUUAGCCCGCGUCUUCCCCGCUGGGCAAGAGCCCAGCAUCAUCACGAACAACCGUCUCAUCGGCCACCAUGGCCUGUUCAACCAUGAGGUGAAGUCCAUCGACAUCGAGCGCCUGCUGAGUGAGCAGAGGAAGUUGGAGAAGCUUGGGCAGCGCGGGGAACGAGGCAAAACUACUGCUACUCUUCCUCCCCUUCCACCCUCAUCUUCCCUUCCUUUCUCCUCUCCUGGGCCUGAUUCAGAUGUUGGUGAAGUUGCUGUUCCUGACAAUGUUGAGGAGGAUCCAGAUAAAGGGAGAGUAGAAAGAGUAGUAGCAAAGAGUAGUACUAAGGCCAACAAGUGUGAUGAGUAUAGGUCUAAUUCAGAAAGCAGACUUUUUAAGUGUUCUCAUGGGGAUACACAAGAGGAUUUCAGAAGAAAAUUCACAUCUAUUCAGGUUUGUCUGGAGAAGAAUGUAGCCAGUCACUCUAACAGACAGGAGUCUGGUAUCACACCAGGACAGACACAUCAUAGCGGUCUGACAUCAUCAGAGGGCGGCGUAGUUACCCUAUCAUCAACAGAGAGUCCCUCACGUGUGGUUCGAAACAAGAGCAAGGGGCCCAGGCCUGUAGUCUGUGAAACACUGUUGUCACCCAGUGGAAAGAAUGAAAAUGAGAGACCACCUGACACAAGGGCUGAGGUUAAGCCUGUUGUCCUUACCAUGGAGCAGACCCCCAAAAACCAUGGACCUAUUCUCCCACACACACAGCCAUUCAGGCCCAGUCCAAACAUCACAAUGUCUUCCUUCUCAGCAAGAUGUGGACGCAGUGAGAGCUCAGACAAUCAGAUGCAGCAAACUGUCACCAACCCUGUCAGUGUGGUAGCUGCGCGUCUGUGCAGGUCUCUGCAGCUGCCACUGCUCCGCAGGAGACACCUUGUGGCGGAAAGUAGGGAGGUGCUGCUGCAGGCCCUACGGGAGAGGCACGGGCUCCAGCUGCAGGAGAACCUACUCAAUGUGCAGCGACGUCUCAGCUUCGGUACAGGACCCACCACAACCAGGGCCGGGCUGGGGCAGAGCACAAUCCUGGAAGGCGUAGGUGCAUAUGGAGGCUGGCCUGCAGCUCCAUUGGGUGGUGGUUUUGGAGAGAGCAUGGUGGAGCAUCUGUGCCUGGACGCCCAGAGGUCAGCCCCCAACAAGAGGAGGAGGAAGCAGCUAUGCCCCAACAGAAUGACCCCUCCUCAGCCCCUCAUUGGGUCGCAGAACAGCCUGGACACGGCUGCUGCAUGGAACCCCAACCCCAGUGUGGAGCAGGUUGGGGAACUGAUCGGAGAACUACUUAGGCCCGCUUCCUCCUCGCACUUCCUCAUGGACCUCCAGCCCUCUGGUUCCCCCUCUCGCCACCAUGUCUUUGCCCCCCCUCCUUCCUCACCUUGGGCAGCUCAAUCCGGUCUGCCUCAGCCCUGGGAUGACGUAUUCGACAGGGGAAGCAUGAGAGAGUCAACCAGGGUGGAUCACUUUGAGAAUUGGAGGUAUGACCCAGAUUUGAGUUUUCUAAACCAGACCGAAACUGUGAGAGAGAGGAGCAGUGAGCCUUUCUAUCAUGAGAGGAGUAUGCAGUGUUUCCUGCAGUAUCCCACAGGGCCAACAGAGGGACACAGAGACAGACACUUGCCACAGCAACAAGAUCCAUACGACAUUGAAAGAAGCCAUUUUGGUGGUUCUUCCUCAUCCUUUUCUGCUCCUACCCACUAUCCACUAGACAGUCUUCAGCUCCACCCUUUCUAUCGCUUCAACCGUCGCCCCUCAACCAGCCCUGUAAUCUCCAGGUCCCACCUUCCUGACAUGGACUACUAUCCCCCCUCCAACAUGCUGGAGAGUGGCCUGUCCCCUCCUCUGCCACAUGGGUCCCUACCUGCUUUCCCCAGCCCUGAACGCUGGUCUUUCCCCCGAAUGAGACUGUACUGA
Messenger RNA from Oncorhynchus gorbuscha (pink salmon), 3339 nucleotides. RefSeq lists its product as uncharacterized. The record is from RefSeq and is a predicted model, not a curated record. The transcript is spliced from 3 exons. Bases 937 to 3339 code for a protein of 800 amino acids. NCBI's taxonomy places the organism in Eukaryota, Metazoa, Chordata, Actinopteri, Salmoniformes, Salmonidae.